Electrophorus electricus (electric eel) is the source of this 3513-nucleotide messenger RNA. RefSeq names its product matrix-remodelling associated 8a. Gene Ontology annotation, biological process: cell adhesion; cell differentiation. Gene Ontology annotation, cellular component: membrane; cell surface. The record is from RefSeq and is a predicted model, not a curated record. NCBI's taxonomy places the organism in Eukaryota, Metazoa, Chordata, Actinopteri, Gymnotiformes, Gymnotidae.
CGCGGAGGCGGGGUCCGGGGUCUGUGCGUCGUUAGACCCGCAGCGCCAGCUGCUGCUGUUGUCGCGGGCCGACAAACAGCGAAUCGACGCAAAGAUACGAAGUUGAGGUACUAAGUGAACCGAGUCCUACUGUUUCUGCCUCCCAAACUUAAAGACGCAUCUGAAAAAGUUAAAAGAGAUGCCGGGAUUGAACCACGCAGGUGUGCGCGCUGUCCAGGCGUCGCUCUUGAUUCAAAUUGCUGUGUCAUCUUUCGGCACUACCGUGCUAGGCCAGAGUGAUGGCAGUAGUGUGGUGGUGGCCAUGUACAAUAUCAGCGCCCCACAAGGGUCCCAAACGGUACUGCAGUGUUAUAGCCAGCGCAUGGUGUGGACCCAGGACCGCCUGAAAGACCGGCAACGCGUGGUCCAUUGGGAUCUGUUCCGCAGCACUCCUGACUACGCCAUGGAGCGCAUCCUGGACAUGUUUUCCACUGGAGACCAGCGCAUCUACAACGCCUACAACCAGGAGCGGAUCAGCAUGCCCAAGAGCGCUUUUCAAGAUGGAAACUUCUCACUAGUUAUCAAGAAUGUGGAAACGAGUGACAGAGGCAUCUACUCCUGCAACCUCCACCAUCACUACUGUCACCUAUAUGAGUCCAUCAAAGUGCAACUCAAUGUCACCAAAUCAGCGCGUAAGGAGCGGCGUUUCUGGGACGGGCAGAAGGCAGUGUACGUGGUCCUGGCAGGCAGCACGGUGGUGCUGCCCUGCGUCAAUCGCCGGCCCAUCUGGACGGAGAGCAACAGUGAGGAGGAGCAGCAACAGGUGGUGCACUGGGACCGGCAGGGCCCAGGGGUCCGGCAUGACCGCGCUGACCGCCUCGUUGACUUGUAUGCGUCAGGAGAGCGCCGUCACUACGGGCCGCUCUUCAUCCAGAGGAAGAUGAACAUCUCAACCACGGCAUUCUCACGUGGGGACUUCUCACUCACCAUCUCAGACCUGCAACCCGCUGACAAGGGCCUGUACUCCUGCCAUCUCCACCACCACUACUGUGGCCUGCAUGAGAGACGCAUCUUCCAGCUAAAUGUCGGCCCGCCCGUCCCACUGGAGGCCACGCAUACUCCCUACUCUCUGCCCAAAGAAGACCCCAUGACAAAAGCGGUGGAAAUGCCCCCUCAUGUCAUCAAUGUUAUCCUGCCAGAGCACCGAGGUCACUUCCUGCAGCAGCUGGGAUACAUCCUGGCCACCCUUCUCCUGAUGGCCCUCAUCAUCCUGGCCAUUGUCCUCCUCACCUGCCGACGGAAGGCUCGAGCCUUGGAAUAUGAUCCACGUGUGACUGCGAAAUCAGAACUGCCUACUGUGAAAUUUAUAAGCCAUCAAUGCCGUUUGAGCAAAAACUAUGAGAGAGACGUUCCAGAGGUGAAGAUGUGCAACCAGGAUGAGGCAAAGUGUGAGUUCAAAAAUAACCUUCUAAAAGAGGCUGAGAUGUCCAAAUGUUCCUCCCCUAAGGUCAUCGACUUGGACAGAGACUUGCAGAAGUCAUGGAAAUGAGAGAUGCGCUGGCCACUGGCUGGUCCAGGGGCAGAUAAAGCAGAAUGCAGGAGAGCAGCUUUAGGAGUGCAUACACACAGAUGAGUGUUGUACGGAGGGGAGGAAAGCAUGAAGUGCUGUGCAUGUGUGCUUGUGUGUGUGUGUGUGUGUGUGUGUGUGUGUGUGUGUGUGUGCACGCAAUGCAGUCUUUGCUGUUUCAGGUUCACUAGUACAGCAGGGGCAGGGCUUUCCUGCUGAGAGGAGCACCCUAUCACAUUUAGAUCACUGACUGUGUGAUGCUGCAGCAUCCACUGUAGGCUUUCUCCACUGCCCAAAGGACCAAUCACACUUGCCACCUUCUCCUCAGGCUUCAGAUCUACAAAAACAAGCUUCAGUGACAUCAGUGUGCCCUUUAACCUACAUCAAUAAUGCAUAUUUUAGAUUUUAUGCUAUACACUUGCCAGACUGCAUUGUGUAUUUAGCGGUAUCUUUCAAAUCUCAAACUAAAACACUGCUUUCUUAUUAGACAAUGUGCAAAUGUGAGGUAAUUUGCAUACAGAAAUGCAUUUGAUAACUGCAUUUGAUAACUGAGUGACAGAUAAAAGCUUAAUAAUAAUGCUUAAACUUGCUUAAAUUCAAGUGCCUUGAGUCAUACAGUAAUUAAUUAUUUUCCUUUUUUUCAGCUAAAGAACUAGGAUAUAUAAGCUUUGUUCUCAUUCAUCUGUUUUUUUUGUUUUAUGGAUAUUUUUACAUCCAUCCAAAUAUGUUUGGGUUGAUUAUUUAAGAUGUUUAUUAAUACCAAUAUAUAUGUAUUAAUGGCAUAAUGAAACUUCAAAUAUUGACCUAGAACUCAUUUUAAAUACUUUUACAGUAGAAGAUUGAACAGCAGAGACUUUUUAAAAUCAAAAUGCAUGAUACAUAUCCAAUAUGCUGCAUUUUCUAUAUUUGCUUGUGUUUAGUACAUUAUUCGGACAGAUAGCCUUCAGAAAUGUAAGUGUGCUGAGUAUAGCCCAUCACCUGCUAGAUCUCAGUAGCUCAUUAAAAGGCUGAAGCUGCAUCAUUAAUGCUCACACUAGCACCAGACACUCACAGAGCUUAUUUUUGUCUUUGUUCACUCCCUACCACCGAUCUCCCCAGGGCUUGUGAGAGUCUUUUGAUCAGACAGAUUCUCCAUCUCAUCCACAGAUUCUUUAAUCCCUUGGUAACCUCUGCCCUCUGUGAGCUAACUCCAGUUUAUUUCGCUAGCUGUUUGUUAUUUUUACGCUACUGCAUUUGCUUCCUUUGAAUGUACAAGUGCCAGACUUACUGGAAUAAAACAUUAAUUUCAUUGUAAUUGAACAGUGGCAAUGAAGCUAUUCUAUUCUAUUUUAUUCUAUUCUUUGUGGAAUUUGCCCUCAUUUAUCUGUUGUGACUCCCCUCUGUUUGCUCUGCCUGAUGCUCUUACUGUGAUUGCUGUUGCUUCUUAAAUAUUCUUGCAUCCACACAUUCAUGUAAGAGGCCUUGCUGUUAUCCGAAACGCGACCGCUUCCAUGGCACUGUGCCCGCAACUCACCUCCAGUAACACGCUGCUGCUUGUAAUGCGUUUUCAUACAGUAGUGCUUGAAAUCUGCAGGAGCCACAGUUCAACCAAGUGUUAUUGAAUGCCAGAGCUGCAGAUGGUAUUUUGGCUCAGUCAAGAUAAAAGGAACCAAUGUUUGAAACCUCUGUAGGAGGGAUAAUUAUGGCCAGUAUGACAUCCACAUAUUCUUAUUAUUUUUCUCAGUGUUUCCUUAACCACCCAUUAAUAUUGAGAAAAUUGUAGGGAGCAGUUGGAUAGACCAUAAUUCUGCAAGUAUGCCAAACAAUAGCCUACUCAUUUUGUGUCUUGAUUGAAUUCCUUUGGCCUGAACACCUUAAUAUGGCUCCUGGCUGGGUUACUUCUGAUGAUGUAAUGACUCUCGGUUCCUGUAAUGAAGGCUAUGCUCAGAAACAUUCUGUUAAUAAAGGGUUUGUUAAUUAACAUUUGC